Molecule: messenger RNA, 804 nt
Organism: Dioscorea cayenensis subsp. rotundata (Guinea yam)
Lineage: Eukaryota; Viridiplantae; Streptophyta; Magnoliopsida; Dioscoreales; Dioscoreaceae
Product: 50S ribosomal protein HLP, mitochondrial
Exons: 4
Coding region: 160-675 (171 amino acids)
Biological process (GO): translation
Cellular component (GO): ribosome; mitochondrial large ribosomal subunit
Molecular function (GO): large ribosomal subunit rRNA binding; structural constituent of ribosome
Source: RefSeq, a predicted model, not a curated record
UCCAUCUUUACAACCUCUUUCCCCUCACGCUCGCCAAUCCCUACAUUCAAUAUCCCGGCCGCCGCCGCCUCUUCACCCUCCGUUGCUCGCCGCCGGCGCCGGACGUCGGCUCUCGCCGACUACCUCUGCUUCGUUGACUGUUAAAGGAUAUUCCCAAAAAUGAGUGCUGCUUUCACUUCAAAAUGCUCCAAAGUGGGUGGUAAUUUGUUGAGGAACUUUGGGAACAACUUAUCUGGGAUUUUGGGCAAGCCUUGUGAGACCAUUGCACAGCCAAGCUGCAACACUAUUUUCUAUCAGCAACAGCAAAGAACAUUCAUACAAAUGAGGACGAAUCUGAAGGUUGUGGACAACUCUGGCGCGAAACGGGUUAUGUGCAUCCAAGCAUUGAAGGGGAGAAAGGGUGCACGACUUGGUGAUACCAUUAUCGCUUCUGUUAAAGAAGCACAACCAAAGGGUAAGGUGAAGAAAGGAGAGGUAGUUUAUGGUGUGGUUGUUCGUGCGGCCAUGCAGCGUGGUCGCUGUGAUGGCAGUGAAAUUAAGUUUGAUGAUAAUGCAGUCGUCCUCGUCAACAAGCAGGGAGAGCCUAUCGGUACUCGGGUCUUUGGUCCAGUACCCCAUGAACUGAGGAAGAAGAAACAUGUGAAGAUAUUAACAUUGGCUGAGCACAUAGCCUGAGUUAUAUCAUCUUUUUUCUUUAUUGGACGUCCUCUUUGGUCUUUCUAUGUGCUUGGCGAAUGAAUGUUGUUAACUGAAAAAUUUUUCCUGAAAGAAAAACUGAAAAUAAAAGUAGACAUUUGUUUUGCA